AGUCGACGCUGCUGUACAACGCAACGUGCGCGUGUUAUUGUUCUCCCCGGGACAGACCGUGCGGGUGCAUAUUAGGGAGGCGAUGCCUCGCGCGCGGGGGCUCCGUGAAAAACGACAGCUCACGUGCGUGCGCGGUGCGUCUUGAGGAAGCCAGGGUCUGUAAAUAAAGCAAUGGCCGGGUGCGGGGAGAAGCGGGACGAUGCUGCCGUGAUCAUCGUGGAGAACGAGGCGGAGAGCAUGCCGGUGCAGGAGGAGAGGUCCGGUCCGAGUCCCGCCGGUCGCCUGGACACCUGUCCCGUCUGCCAGCUCAACUUCCACAGCAGGGAGCCCAAACUUCUGCCCUGCCUGCACUCCUUCUGCAGGAAGUGUUUGCCGUCACCCUCGCGGAAUUUGGCCACAGCUGAGGCGCCAAACUCCCACGCUGACAGCGCGAUCAAACCACUCAAUGUGAUCCGCUGCCCGGUGUGCAGGCAGGAGUGCAUGGAGGUGGACGUGAUGGAUAACGUCUUUUUGAAGGACUCGGCUGAGGCUCCCAGCAGCACAGUGGAGAAGACCGUCCAGCUCUGUAUGACCUGCGACGACAACACCGAAGCCGCCGGCUUCUGCGUGGACUGUGUGGAGUACCUGUGCGCCACCUGUGUGGAGGCCCACCAGAGAGUCAAAUUCACCAAGGACCACGUCAUUAGACUGAAGACAGGCGUCUCACAGGAGGUCCGCAGUGUGUCGACUCACAGGCCGAUGUUCUGCGACGUCCACAAACAGGAGCCUCUGAAGCUGUUCUGUGAGACCUGCGACCUGCUCACCUGUCGAGACUGCCAGCUCGUGAAGCACAAAGAUCACAAUUAUCAGUUCCUUGAGGAUGCUUACAAAAACCACAAACAGCACAUGGAGAGCAUGACCCAUCAGCUGCAGGAGAAAAAGAAACUGAUUGAGGAGGUCUCCAACUCCAUCAAUAAUGGACUUCUUCAGGUUGAUCAGAACCGCACGUCGGUCCAUAAUGAAAUCAAGAAAUCUGUCUGCAGUCUGAUUCUGGAAAUAAACAAAAAGGGCAAGAUGCUUCUUAAUCAACUGGAGUCUGCAACCAAGGAUCACGAGAGCGUCUUGAGAAAACAGCAGGAGGACAUUGGUUAUUUAUCCAGACACCUGGAUCACGUCAUCAGCUUCACCAAAUGGGCCACAGCCAGGAGCGGCGGCACGGCGCUCUUGUACUGCAAACGCUUGAUUCUGUUUCAGAUUGGGAAUCUCCUGCGGGCGAAAUGCAGCGCCUCGUUUGUGCCGCAGAGCACCGUGCGCUUUCAGUGCCGAGCCUCCUACUGGGCCUCCAACGUCGAUCUCGGCUCUUUAGUGGUGGAGAGUGUCCCGGGCCACCAGCUGGGUGGUUUUCAGGGUUUCCCUCAUCAGCUCAGCCUCCCCCCUCAAGGCCCCUCAGGCUCCCCCCACAGCUUCGCCCUGGGAGGUCCCAACAGCACCCUGGCUCAGCUCCAGAUGCAGGUGGACAAGCUGAACCCGCAGCCCCACUGGCAGCCCCAGCCUCCGCCCCCGCCCUGGACGUGGUACCAGAGCGUCAGGCUGCCACGGACAGUGCUGGGGGGCUCCCCGUCCCAGAGCAUGCCCCCUCAGCCAGGUCGCAGGUUCAUGGCACCUCCUCCCAGCCAUGUCAGCCCAACCAGCAGCUUACCAAGCCCUGGAUUUUCUCCCCAGCAUCAUGUGAGGAUGAUGGGCGGCAGCUCCAGCUACCAAAACAAACCUCUGGAUGGACCGUCGCCUCUGUAUACACACGUGCCGUCACUGCCCAUCAACUCUGGCAUCAGUUUGUCACAGCCACGACCUCUGAUGGAGUCCACGUACGUGAACAGGAGGAAUGAUCCAGUUGGUCCGUUAUACAUGGUGAAGCCAAACUAUCCUCAGGGCCUACCUCCUUCUUUACAAGCCAGAAAUGGCCUUCAAAAUUCCCCAGGGUUUGCUCCGAUAUCCCAGGAGGAAAAACCAGAACCUGCAUCUUGGAAACCUGAAGAAACGCACCAAGCGAACGGAUCGGCGGUCUCUGCUGCCAAGAGGAGGCGGAGGUCGUCUCCAGGGCCGAUCAUUGUUAUCAAAGAUGAGCCGGACGACGACAGCAGCUAUACACAUGCCAGUCUCACCGCCAGCCUCCCCGACAGCACAAACGACCAGCUGAAAAUCACUUCUCAAGGCGAAGGAAAAAUGGUCCCGGCCCUCCGUUCCGCCUCGCAGCCCCUCGGCGGCCCUUUGGAUCAGAGUCCGGCCAAACCUGUAAAUCACAGCCGCUCGGAGGGAGAGGAGCAGCAGGCCGAUCAAACCGGAGCUCGGUCAGAAGACUCUAAUGAAGUCCUGUGCGCCGUGUGUCGGACGGCUGGACACUCGCUGACCUGCCACAAGUGUCUCAAAGUUUUUCAUCUCGCCUGCCAUGUUCCGUCUGUCCUCAGAUCUCCCAGCGGGGAAUGGCUCUGCUCUUUCUGCCGUGACCUGUUAGUGCCUGAGAUGGAGUACGACUGCAGAGCUGAGAGCAAACCUGAGGCCAAGACUGUGAAGAUGGAGACGGAUUCUGAAGGAGGACUUUGCCCCGUGGAGAAAAGAAAGUGCGAGAGACUUUUGCUGCUCUUGUUUUGCACCGAGUCCAGUUCGGAUUUCCAGGAAUCCGCAUCCCCCUCGGUAUGUGCUAGAAACAGGCAGACUAUAAAGGGACCAGUGAAUCUCUCCACUGUGAAAAAGCGUCUGGAGGCUGAGCAGGGCCUGUGUUACCAGAGCUCCGCAGAGUUUGUGUCAGACGUUCGGCUCAUCUUUGGAAACAGAGCGCUGCUCAGUGAGUCUGACUCAGAAACGGCCUCGAAACGAAGGAGGUUUGGGGAGCUGUUCGAAGAGCGCCUGAAGGCCCUCUACCCCGAGCAGACCUUCCCAGAGAUCAAACUGGAGGUGAUACCAGCUGCCCCGGCCGACGCCGAACCCCCGUCUCUUGACGACACGUCCCAGAUUACAAAGCGCCAGCGCGUGUGUUCGGACUCCCAGGAUGCACCCAGUCGUCCCAGUGGAAUUGUGGGAACUGUCUGAGUGCUCAAACCUUUGAACCAUUUUUAUUACAAACACUUGUGAUACACAGUUACCUUCCAGUUGCAGAACAUGUUUUGUAUGUUUAGUAUUUAGAUGAUUUAUGCUACAGGGUCUAAAAUCAGCAAACGAUCAGGAUUAUGUUACGUUAUGUUACGUUACGUUAUGUUCAUUAUCCUUUGACUGGCCAUAACUUGAAGGUUCAAAUGAUAUUCAUACAAAAGGUGUGUACGAUAUGUUGCAUAUUUACGAAUGUACAGGACAGAACAAACAAGCUCUUCUUGUGUAAAUAUAAAGGUGCAUCUCAAAAACUUAGAAUAUCAUAGAAAACUGAUUUCCACGUUCAUAACAUACACAAAUUAUCAAAUGCAUUUUUAAAUGAUUUGUACUGAAUUUAACAUUGAGUUAAUAAAGAAGGAAAAACAUCUGUAAAACCAUAAUUUUGAUUUCCAGGAUUUGUAUGCUCAAACAAUGUGGAAUAAGUUGACGGUAGAUGUGAUCAUUCAAGUUUUUGAGAUGAACUUGAAGCUGUAAGAUAAACUCUGGUAAUGAUGGGAUGUCAGUCAUAUGUCCGUCCAGCAUUAACGUGUUUCUGAGUCCUUCAGGGCUGCAGAGUGUGAAAGAGGGAGACUGAGGCAGCUAAAUUUUUCAAUUUCAGUCACAGUUAUCCAAUAUUGUUUUGUGAAAUUAGGUAUUUAUGUUUAAUAAAGUAUUUAUUUAUUUACUUUGAUUAUUUAUGUAUUUACCUUCAUAGCUUUAACUUGACUCCUCUCGACUCUCGGCUCACUGUAGUGAUUUCUUUCUCAUACGUUUGGCUGUAAACCUCCAUGCCCACAGGUCAAUUUACAGGCGGGUUUCCACAGGGUACAAUAAAAUCUUGAU
Molecule: messenger RNA, 3945 nt
Organism: Salarias fasciatus (jewelled blenny)
Lineage: Eukaryota; Metazoa; Chordata; Actinopteri; Blenniiformes; Blenniidae
Product: transcription intermediary factor 1-alpha-like
Exons: 18
Coding region: 172-3066 (964 amino acids)
Cellular component (GO): chromatin
Molecular function (GO): zinc ion binding; protein binding
Source: RefSeq, a predicted model, not a curated record